Molecule: messenger RNA, 2142 nt
Organism: Aethalodelphis obliquidens (Pacific white-sided dolphin)
Lineage: Eukaryota; Metazoa; Chordata; Mammalia; Artiodactyla; Delphinidae
Gene: CLDN17
Product: claudin 17
Exons: 1
Coding region: 150-827 (225 amino acids)
Cellular component (GO): membrane; bicellular tight junction
Molecular function (GO): structural molecule activity
Source: RefSeq, a predicted model, not a curated record
CAGUCACUGCUGCCGGUUUGGACUAAAGUGUUCUUGGCAGUAACAGUGGAGAACAUCAUCAGAGAUCGCUGAAGCCUCACAGAGGGCUCCCCGUUCUGGGACGUGAGCAGCUUCCCUUGCUGAUUGGAUCUGUGUUUAAAGCAGAGGCAAUGACAUUUAACCCGCUGCAAAUCGCUGGACUGGUUCUUGGGUUCUUCGGCAUGGUGGGGACUCUGGCCACAGCACUUCUGCCUCAGUGGAGAGUAUCAGCUUUUGUUGGCAGCAACAUUAUUGUCUUUGAAAGGAUCUGGGAAGGGCUCUGGAUGAACUGCAUCCGACAAGUCAAGGUUAGGUUGCAGUGCAAGUUCUACAAUUCUUUGCUGGCUCUCCCAUUUGACCUGGAAGCAGCCCGUGCCCUCAUGUGUGUAGCUGUUGCCUUAUCUCUGAUUGCUCUGCUUAUUGGCAUCUCCGGCAUGAAGAAGAUUCAGUGCAAAGACUCUAACGAGAGGGUUAAAGCAUAUCUUCUGGGAACUUCUGGAGUCCUCUUUAUCCUGACGGGCAUCUUCGUUCUCAUUCCGGUGUGCUGGACAGCCAAUAUCAUCAUCAGGGAUUUCUACAACCCAGCCGUCCACAUAGGUCAGAAACGAGAGCUGGGAGCGGCACUCUUCCUUGGCUGGGCAAGUACCGCUGUCCUCUUCAUCGGAGGGGGUCUGCUUUGUGGGUACUGCUGUUGCAACAGAAAGAAGCAAAAGAACAGAUAUCCAGCCGCUGAGCAUCCUGCGCCACACACAGAUAAGCGACCACAGAACGGGACAGUGCUUAGUAAGACCUCCACCAGUUACGUCUAACACCUGCUUUUCACUCAAACUGUGGGUUAUGAUCAGUGUGUUUUAUAGAGUCUUGCCAGAAACUGUAAGUACAUCAGGCAGGAGAACUUGCUUUACGACUGUUUUUAAAUUGAGAUGAAAAGUUUAAAGGGCAUAUAGAUUGUAGUCACCUGUGAUAGGAAUAAAAAUGACUUGCUUUAGACAUUCUGACCUCAUGUGUAUUAAAUGCAUUUACUAUUACUGGACUCAAAUAAUAAUCCCCGUUCCAAUUUGUGUAAUCUAAAAUCAAGUAUGUCCAUAAUCCUUAGUAUAAUGAUAGACUCUUUUUUUGUCCACAACCAUAUAUUAUCUGUUAAGAAAUCCGAAUUCUAUUGUAAUUCAUAAGCCCUAGCAAUAAAACAUGUUCUAAAAUAUAACCUAACUUAUUUUUUCUCCAAAUUAUUUCUUACACUAACAUGGUAACAACUAAAUUGAUGACUUUUUUUCUUUUUAAAACAAGCUGCAAAUAAUAGACAUCAAAUAAGGACUUUUAAUUGAAUUUAUCAAAAUAUGAAAAUGUUUGUUCAGUGAAAAGAGUUGUUUCUCCUUUAGGAAACUCAAAUGUACUAGAAAUUAAACACUUUUAGGGAGAAGGAAGCUCUAAUCUCUGUUAGGAUAUUUAAGAAGAUGAUUUUAAAGCAUCUAACUUAUACAGUUAAACUUGCUUAGAAUUAUAUAUUCAAAUGAAAAUAAUUUAUAAAUGAAAAAUAAUAUGCUCUCAGAACCUCUGAUGUGCACCUACAAGCAAACAGAAUUAUCUGUCUUGAUAAGACACAUCAACAGAAUACUAUGAACUCUCAAUUCUCAUCAACAGGAAAUACAGUCCCAAUUAGGGAAUUGAGGUUUGGGUGUUGAAGGGACUGGUUUCUGUUCCUUGUUUUAUUCUUUAGUCAUUGCACAGGUCUACAUACUCUAAGUAAAAUGAAGAAUCAAGGUCAUGAUUGAGGCAGUUAGUCAGGCCAGAGUAAGUACCUCCUUUUGUAUUCUCUAAUAAAUAAAUAGGUAUGGAUAAAGCAUUUUGUUUUGCUUGAAUUAUAUGCAUUAUUUUCUCAAUUCUUCACUUCCCGUGUAUUUAACAUGCUAAUAUUGGGUCAUAAGUGUGGGGCUUGGGUGAGAUGGAUAGACAAGUGUUUGUGGGGCAAGACCACCCCUAUGCGAUGCUUCUGAAUAUCUCCAGUGUCUUGUGAACCAAUUAAUGUUUAUAUAUUUUAACUCUUCAAAUUUUAACUCUUCAAAUUUUAACUCUUCAAAUAUUGUGUUUAUUUUAUAAUAAAGAUGUAUUUCAUUUACAACAUAU